Staurois parvus is the source of this 345-nucleotide messenger RNA. The record is from the annotation of a GenBank genome assembly. Lineage: Eukaryota; Metazoa; Chordata; Amphibia; Anura; Ranidae.
UCCACCUCUACUCCACUCAUUAAUCUAACUUAGUAGCACCUGUCUGAGCUCUUUAAAGACACCUGUCCACCCUGCAGUCAUGCCACCUGUCAGUGUCCAUCAGUGCCGUCAGUGCUCAGUGCCACGUGCCAGUGCCCAUCAGUGCCACAUCAAUGCCACAUAUCAGUGCCCAUCUGAGCUGCCUUUCAGUGUCACCCAUCAAUGCCAAUCAGUGCCGCCUAUCAGUGCCGCCUAUCAGUGCCAGCCAGUGCUGCCUAUCAGUGCUAGUCAGUACCACCUACCAGUGCCAGUCAGUGCCGCCUAACAGUGCCAGUCAGAGCCGCCUAUCAGUGCCAUAUAUCAGUG